CCAAACUCACUGUAACCUCUCCAAAACCCGCACAACAAAUUAUCUGCAAAUAGCAACAAAGAAGAUGAUGGACGCUUAUUCUGGAGUUUCUGGCAGUGAUACAACAAACCAACAAGAGAGACACUAUUACCUCCUGUCAGAACUGCAAAGUUUAGUCAAAGAUCUUCCCAGUUCCUUUCAACAGCGGUUGUCCUACAACACCCUCAGUGACCUGGCUUUGGCUCUGAUCGAUGGGACUGUGUAUGAAAUAGUGCAGGGACUCUUGGAUAUUCAACAUUUGACAGAGAGAAAUCUGUACAACCAAAGGCAGAAAUUGCAUGGUGAACACCAAGCACUUAAACAAGAGCUUGUAAGGAAGCACAAAGAUGCUCUACAGACAUGCAAGUCACACAACCUGGCUCUUUUAAAAUCUAACCAGCAAGCAGAGCUAGAGGCUUUGGACGUCCGUGUUCGAGAAGAACAAAGGAUGAUGGAUAAAAAGAUUGUAGCAGAAAUGGAUCAAAAAGUAAUAGACCAACAGAACACUCUUGAGAAGGCUGGAGUGCCUGGGUUUUAUGUCACCGUUAAUCCUCAGGAGCUGACAAUGCAGAUGAAUCUUCUUGAACUUAUUCUGAAACUUCAACAAAAGGAGUCUCAAUCAGGAAUAAUUUGAAUCCAACAUCAAUUUGGAUAGAACACAAAACAAAAGCCCAGAGUGUGCAGGUCUGCCCAAAGCUUUGAUGGCUAUUACUGACCUGCUGCUGGGGAUAUAUGGUGCAUAUGUGUACCGGACAUCUAGAGAAAUCUAGAAGAAAGUUUGAAGCCUACUAGUAGUGGCACAGUGAUUUCUCUGAUAUCAGAAGUAAGUGGAGUUGGAUAUAAAAUAGGCUACCAACUUGAAUAGGCCAUAUUGUAUGUGUUAUUACCAAAGAAAGCAUCUGGACUUUUGUUGGAGAAAACCUUUGUUUUAUUGAACUUAAUGGAAGAAGUUCUCAAGACAUCCAAAUGUAUGUCUGGUUAUUGAAUAAUCAAGGUUUUGUUUAUAGUGAGAAACAUUCUGUGGUAGCCUAAGGUGUGCAUUUUCAGGUCAUACUAUGGGCAUGUGGACUGAUGAAGUGUUUCAAACUGUGAAUAAAUUAUUGCACAAAUAAAAUAUAAAUUAGCAAUUGAU
Periophthalmus magnuspinnatus is the source of this 1150-nucleotide messenger RNA. RefSeq names its product DiGeorge syndrome critical region gene 6 (gene dgcr6). Lineage: Eukaryota; Metazoa; Chordata; Actinopteri; Gobiiformes; Gobiidae. Bases 65 to 652 code for a protein of 195 amino acids. The transcript is spliced from 5 exons. The record is from RefSeq and is a predicted model, not a curated record.